AGCUCAGACGAGGUUUGUAGUUAUACAUAUCGCCAUGUCAAAUCAAUUCACCGUCGCAUCCCCACCGACAGAUGCGAUCUCCGCACUCAAGUUCUCUCCCGAACCAGAUUCCACCAGAAUAGUCGUGUCUUCAUGGGACAAGAACGUUUAUCUGUACGAUUUGCGCGAUGAGAAUGGAGAUGUUGGCACGGGGAAAUUGCUACAAAAGUUCGAGCAUCGAGCACCGGUGUUAGAUGUUUGUUUUGGUGCCAACGAGGAUGAGAUUAUUACAGCUGGAUUGGAUUGGGAUGUUAGGAAAAUCAACGUCAACACCUCUGCACAAACUGUACUUUCGAGCCAUGAAGCCGGCGUCAAAUCCGUGGUAUACAGCAAAGAACACUCCAUCGUAAUCUCCGCAUCAUGGGACUCAACACUCCACGUCCACCGACUCAACGCAGAUUCUACACCAGCAGUGAUCCCACUACCAUCCAAACCAUUUUCUCUCUCACUCUCCCCCACAAAACUCGUUGUCGCUAUGGCUUCUCGAGCACUACAUAUCUACGACCUUAAAUCUCUUGCUCUCAUAACCGAUCAAGCUGAUUUUCAACCUCCGUCAGUUAACAAAGUCGAAAUCGAACCUUGGCAGCGACGGGAAAGUAGUCUGAAAUUCAUGACGAGGGCUGUUGCAUGCAUGCCUGACGAUGCUGGGUAUGCAUCGUCCAGUAUCGAGGGUCGAGUCGCAGUUGAAUGGUUCGAUCCUUCUACAGAGUCACAAGCUCGCAAAUACGCAUUCAAGUGUCAUCGACAAACCGUCGAUGAUGUCGAUGUCGUUUAUCCCGUUAACGCACUCUCAUUCCACCCCAUCCAUGGCACAUUUGCAUCUGGGGGUGGAGACGGCGUGGUUGCUUUAUGGGACGGGAUUGCGAAGAGGAGAAUUCGGCAGUAUCAGAAAUAUCCAGCUAGUGUUGCCGCGCUCAGUUUUAGUUCGAAUGGGAAAUAUCUUGCGAUUGCCGUUAGUUCGGGGUUUGAAGAUGGGAAGGAUGAUAUCGAGCCUGGUACGGUUCAGAUAUUCAUUCGCGAACUUGGUGAGACUGAGGCUAAGGGCAAGGGGGCUAAGUAA
This is a messenger RNA of Talaromyces stipitatus ATCC 10500, 1099 nucleotides long. RefSeq names its product nuclear pore complex subunit, putative. The transcript has 3 exons. Gene Ontology annotation, cellular component: mitotic checkpoint complex; bub1-bub3 complex; kinetochore. The record is from RefSeq and is a predicted model, not a curated record. Gene Ontology annotation, molecular function: ubiquitin binding. Gene Ontology annotation, biological process: mitotic spindle assembly checkpoint signaling. Bases 35 to 1099 code for a protein of 354 amino acids. Lineage: Eukaryota; Fungi; Ascomycota; Eurotiomycetes; Eurotiales; Trichocomaceae.